AUGCCUGGUCUUGCUCCUAAGAACCUGGACUACUUCACCAAGAAGGACAUUUUCCUCAACUCUGUGUUCGACAAGGGCCGAGUGAGUCUGUCCGAUCUAUCUGGUCCUGAACGAGGACCUGGGUGA
Molecule: messenger RNA, 126 nt
Organism: Phytophthora infestans T30-4
Lineage: Eukaryota; Oomycota; Peronosporomycetes; Peronosporales; Peronosporaceae
Exons: 1
Coding region: 1-126 (41 amino acids)
Source: RefSeq, a predicted model, not a curated record